Molecule: messenger RNA, 1025 nt
Organism: Darwinula stevensoni
Lineage: Eukaryota; Metazoa; Arthropoda; Ostracoda; Podocopida; Darwinulidae
Source: the annotation of a GenBank genome assembly
GAAGAAUUGGGCCUAUGAGUAACUGUCUCUUAUCUGAACGUUAGACCUUGUUGGCAACCCGAACUCGCGCCAGCUCAUGGUGUCAUGGUCCUUCCCUGUCCUUCAUCGGCCCAGGUACUUAUUGAUGAUAGGUGGGCUUCGUGACAGUCAUCUCGGCUGACCUAUCGUCUGAAAUCAUCAUUUCCCCUUUUUAUUCCCGGGAAUCAUCGAAAUGGAUGACACCCUCUUUCAGCUGAAGUUCUGUACAAAGCAGUUGGAUCGCCUUUCUCGACGUGCCGAAGUGGAACAAAGGAAAGAGCAAGCAAAAGUGAAGAAGGCUCUGCAGAAGGGGAACGUGGAGGGUGCCAGGAUAUAUGCAGAAAAUGCCAUACGUAAGAAGAAUGAAAGUCUGAGCUACCUGAGAAUGUCAUCAAAAGUUGAUGCGGUUGCAUCAAAAGUUCAAUCAGCCCUCACGAUGAAGUCUGUCACUAAGAAUAUGGGAAGUGUGGUGAAAGCUUUGGAAAAGGCCUUGAAUUCCAUGGACCUUCAGAAGGUAUCAGCCGUCAUGGAGAAGUUUGAGAAGCAGUUUGAAGACAUGGAUGUCAGAACUUCAGUUUUGGAGGAUGCCAUGGGGACAGCCACAACCCUGACAACACCGAAGGAACAAGUGGAUUCACUCAUUCAGCAAGUUGCAGAAGAGGCUGGAUUGGAAGUAAUGGAUCAGUUGGCUGCAGCAAAAGCAGUCCCUGCUGGAAGUGUUGCAUCCACAGAGAAGGACCGUGUCACCCAAGAAGAGGACUUGCUUUCACGAAGAUUGGCAGCAUUGCGUGAAGCCAACUGAUGACAUGGGAGUGAAUCACUGUGAUACGUGGUAUGACGGACUUGAGUACCUUCGUUUCCAACAAUUGGAAAGCUACAUGUCAAGAUGUUUUGAUGCAUAUUCAAGAAUGCUAUCACCCUUCAAGAUCACUAGCCAUAUAAUGACCUGAGAACUUUUCUAUUCCCUGAGUCUCCUUAAUUUGAUGUAAUAAAAAAAUACUGCCUGA